This is a messenger RNA of Helobdella robusta, 735 nucleotides long. RefSeq lists its product as hypothetical. The transcript has 4 exons. The record is from RefSeq and is a predicted model, not a curated record. NCBI's taxonomy places the organism in Eukaryota, Metazoa, Annelida, Clitellata, Rhynchobdellida, Glossiphoniidae. Bases 1 to 735 code for a protein of 244 amino acids.
AUGCAUGUCUGUGUAAUCAUUGCAAAGCAGCGAUGUUUUAAACCAUUCAAAGAAGAUGAUGUAGAUUUUUGUUCGUGCGAUCCAGCGAUUGAGGACAGGAGCUGGUCCACGUUCUCGUUUCUAGAGGCCCUCAUGUUGUGUUCAAUGAGAUGUUCACAAACAGCCAGCUGUGUGGCUUACAACUUCUUCAAUGCCACCAAUCAGUGCCAACUCUUCAAUCAAACAUUGAACAAGUUCUCUGUACUGCCCGGCUGUCAAUAUUAUCUCAAGAGAGACAGACAAUGUACAAUAACGUUUUUGCCAUUUGAUUCAGAAAACUUCCCAAGUAACAAACCAUUGACGAUCACCGUGGACAAUAUGCUCCUUGAAUUUUACUUGAACGGAAAGAACAUACCCGUUGCAUCAAACUUUCCGAAUGCUAAGGUGUGGAACAUUGCAGACACGUACAACAUGACUGGCAACGUUCAUGUUAUCGCUCUCAAAACAUUCAAAAACGCUUUUGAUGGAGGUUUCAUAGCCAGCACAGCAGACAACUACAUCCUGACCAACAAAACUUGGAAAUGUACCAUGAACUAUUACGAUGGCUGGUACAAAAUCGGUUAUAAUGAUUCUAUGUGGCCUGCUGCUCGCUAUGCAAUGUGGCCAACCAGCACGGAUUACUAUCCUCCUCUCUCUCUAGCAGCCAGGUGGAUUACUGAUUCCACUAGCUCGCAGCAAAAGAAACUUGUCAAUUAG